AUGGAAAGAAUCCAUUGCGCAGUUACGGGGUGCUUCCAACAAACAAUCAUGAACAAAAGCGAUGACUGAGAUCAUAUCUAAAGGGAUUGAGGGCUUGACCGCGUGGAUACAUUUAAUAAUGACUUAGCUGAUAGGCUACUGAGCCAAUCGUCCUUGUUUUUGUUUGUUUGGCUCACAGACGUGAUAAGAAACACAUUGGUCAAAGCCAAGAAGUUAACGAUAACAAAUAGCCAAGAAAAAGUUGUACUUAAUUCUUGUAAAGUUAAAAUGAAUUUCCUACACGCUACGAUAGAUAAGAGGCUUUUAACGGUCAACUCAUAAAAGUGAAUAAAGCAAAAAUAGUAGUCUACCUGUGAAAGUCGAUGGUGAGAGAUCCUGGUAAUCAGUCCCAGGAUAAAAAGGCGCUCGGCUAACAGAACAACACAAGUUGACAACGACAACAAAUACUAUUACCGAAGGAACUCUCUUCUUUCAAAACCUCACACAUCUAAUUAGGCUUAUAAGACAGAGGAGCAUCCUAUUCAACAACACAAUGUCUAGUGACGAUGAAGAUAUUCCCCCAUUGGAAGAUAUGUCCGAUCUUGUGGAGAAAAUCAAUAAUAUACGUGACAUCAAGUUUGAUAGUAAGCCACACUCGACCCCCACAACUACAUGUAGAACACAGCCUGAAGCAAGUGAUUCUGGAUUAAAUACAGCAGCUUCAAAAUCAACCUCAAAGCAUUCCAAGGCAUCAGAUUCAACAACAGACACAUUUGGCGGGUUCAAAAAAGGUUUUCUGCUUUCCUCAAAGCCUAGCAAAUCACAACAGAAGAUACCUCUGGCUACAUCUGAAGCAACACAAAAAUGUGAUGAUAUACCAUUCAUUAAACCAAAUACAGAAGCUGCUAAGAAUGAGCGGCAAAUACCUGAGGUUCAGGAAGCUAUGAAGAGUGGUAUUCCACUCCUUGAUAACAAAGAUUGGAUAACAGGAGAUCUUCUUGAGAAACUCCAGAGCAACCCAGCUCUUUUCAAGAAGCUGAUGGAUCCACGGUUCUCCCAGGCUCUUGCCCAGUUGCAGUCCAACCCAUGGGAAGCCUUUGCUUCGCUACAAGGAGACCCAGAGAUGCAGGUGGCUUUGCAGGAGUUUUGUUCUCUGAUGGGACAGCAUUUCACUCAACUUGGUGAUAAAGAUGACCAUUCUGUUGCUAAUGAGAGAGAGGCUCAAGAAGAAGCUAUUGGCCUUGUGGAAAGAACGUCAACAGUACAUGGUACAAAAAAUCCUACAGCCUCUUCCUCACAACAGCCUUCAGCAGCCGAUGAAAAGCAAAUGAAAGAAAUUCUCUCAAGACCUGAUGUAAAGCUCACACUACAGGAUCAACAGAUACAGGGGAUAAUUGGCCUGCUAAGAAGUAACCCUGAAGCGGCACACAGACAACUCCAGAAAGCAUCUCCAGAAGUGCAGAGCAAGCUUAGAGUGUUAAUUGAUGCAGGACUUCUUGCGAUUGCCAGAUGAAUACAACCUCAGGAGCCCAAAAAAAUCACUGGCAUUUGUAAUUUGUACCUAGGGCAUGGGGAGAUGAAAAAUAGUUUCGAGUCUAGCAUUGCUGUUGAUUUCGAUUUUUAGUUUUAACUUAUCUUUUGUCUGAUUAUUUAACACACUGGUAAGCAGUGUAAUGGCUGUGUAAGGGAGCAAUCAAUGUGCUAGACAGAAAAAAAGACAAAAGAUAUGAAACACAAAGCUCAGAAACCAUUUAAUUUAUUCAAACCAAAGCAUUGAGGUGAGCCCUCUGUAACUAAGGUCUGAACAGGCCAUUUGUGAAUGUUUAUACAUAACUUAUAUUAAUGGGGGGAACCAUUGAAACACCUCAUGAAAUAUGUUUUGUUUUGAUCUUAAGGCUUUGAAUAUCCUUCGUUUCCCAGUGUGUACAUUAAAUGGAAGUUUCAAUUUUAUUCUCUAACAACAAGAACACCUUCUCCAUAAUAUUGUUUUAUUUCAAUUUCUCUUUAAUGUCCUAAAUACAGCCUUUUUCUAACUUGACCAAAUCUACUACCAUCCUGAUAAAAUAUAAAAAAUGAAUUCCCUA
Nematostella vectensis (starlet sea anemone) is the source of this 2063-nucleotide messenger RNA. RefSeq lists its product as uncharacterized. The record is from RefSeq and is a predicted model, not a curated record. Bases 533 to 1492 code for a protein of 319 amino acids. The transcript has 6 exons. NCBI's taxonomy places the organism in Eukaryota, Metazoa, Cnidaria, Anthozoa, Actiniaria, Edwardsiidae.